Molecule: messenger RNA, 2746 nt
Organism: Chelmon rostratus (copperband butterflyfish)
Lineage: Eukaryota; Metazoa; Chordata; Actinopteri; Chaetodontiformes; Chaetodontidae
Exons: 9
Coding region: 55-1929 (624 amino acids)
Source: RefSeq, a predicted model, not a curated record
CAGCAGUUGUGAUGAGGCUGACGCAAAACCCUUCUGAUUAGGAGCCUAAAGAGUAUGACGGCAAUGUUGCUAGCUGAAGUUGGAUGUGUGUUUAUGGGUUUUAUCCUGUACGUCUCAGGGGUUCAGGGACGAGCAAACGGCAUCUGUGCCUUGAAGGGUUCAUCAGUGGAUCUGCCCUGCUCGGCUGAAAAGCCCACUUCAAGCAUGAAAUGGUACACUGAACACCGGGAAGGAUCUAAAUGUGUUCAGAGGGAGCUCUCUGUAGAUGGAAAUCGUGUAACGUACAACAUGUCUGAAGAAAAUCACCCGACUCUAACAAUCAAUGAUCUGAGAGAGAGUGAUGCAAACUUUUACUGCUGCAGAACGAGUCCUGAUGAACCACACCCAUGUUGCCACGCUGAAAUUGAGCUCAGUGUUGCAGACCUGCAGGUGAAGGUGAUUCCCACCACAGAGGGACAGACAGUAACACUGAUGUGUAGCACCAGCUGCCCUCUGACUGAAAACCCUGCAGCCUACAUCUGGUACAAGAACAGAAAGUUUCUCUAUCAGGACUGGUCUCCCUGGUACCAACAUCUGGUCAGCAGUGAGGAAGCAGUCAGGUACUCCUGUGCUAUCAAAGGCUACAAGGAUCUCAGAGCCCCUGAAGUCUCUGUGGAUUCUGUCACGUCGACUUGCUUUACCGUGACCUACGCUAAAGGGAGAAUGUGUCUGUAUAAGCAGAAAUCAGUGGAUGAGCCCUGCUCCAUCACAUAUCCCAGAGAAGUACAAGUUAAAAAGUCUCCUGCACAGAGCUCUCUAACCUGUCACACAAGCUGUCCUCUGACUGACUCCCGAACUGCCUAUAGGUGGUACAAAGGGGGAUGUUUAAUCACAUACACUGAGAAUCAAAGGAUAUCCUACUAUUCCGCUAAAAGCAUCUCCUGUGCUGUAAAAGGCCUUGAGGAUCUGCUGUCUGCUGAAGUCUGCCCUCACGAUAAGAACUGCUGGAGUGUGAAUUAUGUCAGCAGGAGAAUCUGUGCUCUGCAAGGCUCUUCAGUGGACAUUUCAAGUCAAUAUUCUCAUCCCAACCAGCAGCUGCCAAAGUUUAAAUUUUGGUAUAAAUUAAAGAGAAGUGGAAAGGUUGAGGAGCUGACUAAGGUUGCAGGUCUUGUGGAGUAUCAUGACAACAGGAAGAAUCAGCACAUCCUGAGAAUCAAUAACCUGAAAAAGAAUGACUCGGCAGAAUACGCAUUCAGACCCAGCCAACAAAACGUCGGAUGGAAACAGUGUGACCUUCCUGGAGUGACUCUUGUCGUCACAGGUCUGAAAGUGAAGUGUGCCCCUGCUGCAGUGGUGACAGAGGGUCAGAGAGUCACACUGACCUGCAGCACCAGUUGCCCUCUGACUGACAACACAAACUACAUGUGGUACCUGAACAGUCGACCUCUGACCCUACCAGAGAACCAGAACAAACAGCUGGUUCUAGACCCAGUCAGCAGUCAGAAUGCAGGAAGCUACUCCUGUGCUGUCAAUGCCGGCACAAGAAACAUCAUCUCCAGAGAAAAAACUCUGGCUGUCCAAAAUAUCACAAUGAAACAAACAUUAGCAGCAGCAGCAGCAGGAGCCGCUGCUGUUCUCCUGGUUAUCAUACUUCUCACUGUCUUCUUAUGGAUUAGACAUUCAUUCAUUUCACUACCCAGAAGAAAGAGGACUUCAGGUCGAUCUCCUAAAACUGAAGCAACAGGCAACACUGAGCAGCUAAACCCUGCUCCUCCGGAUGAAAGUAUUUCAGCUGUACCAGCAGAGGAGGAGCUCCACUAUAGCAGAGUCUACUUCUCUAAGACCCAGACUGAUCCUGCUUAUUCUACCGUCAAGCCACAUCAGUCCAGAGAGCCGGAGCAUGUCGCUUAUGCUGUUGUUAACUUUAAGUCCAACACGACCCUUGAGUGAGCAUCUUUCACAUUCCAAGUGAUUGGUUGUAAUGACCAUGAGUCGACCAAAAGUGCUAAGCCUGCCAAGCAAAAGCAAAACACCUCAAUCAGAAGAGCAGGCCCAGUGUUUUUCUACAGAAGCAGCAAUGCCUCUUAUGAGCUUUGUGCUUAAAAACAAAAACACAGGUUACAGGUAGCUGCUAGGUAGCUAACUGGAUCAAUGGCUUUAAAAGAGCUAAAUGCCUUCUUUGUUGCCAAGCAACUAAGGCAGUUCACGGUUGACUUGUCUUGUGUCAUGCUAGCAACACGGAUGUAUUCAUGGCUAACAACCGCGUAACGAUGUUGCACUAAUGCUAGCUAAUGAUAACUCUAGCUACUUCGCUAUCUAGAAUUAAAGAAUUUGCGUUGCUAUCUUAUGUUUAUACUUAGCUACUUGAAUAAAAGGCAUAGUGGUACAGCAAGCAACAAGUCAUGGAUAUGAAUUUAGUCCAUAUUCAUAUAUUUUAUUACCAUACUAGUAUACACUUCAGUGAUUAUUUCAAAUACAAAAUACAUAGGAAAUAAUUUGCAACUUCUAGUUUAUGUUGUGCAAGUAGCAGUGUGUUUUCUGUUUCUUAGUCCUUCAAGUCACCUGAAAAUUCAAGUCUAGUUUCAAGUCCAGUUGUAACAGUGCAUGUUAAAAACAUGUAUGUGCUCAAUACACUUGAACAGUAGACAGAGAGGUGAGUGCAAGCAACUUAUCAGUGGAUGUAAAGUCAACAUUGUGUUGAAAGCCAGUACAAAUAAUUUACACAAUAAAGGCAUGAAAAUGUGUUGUGCAGAAAACAAAGGUACAA